This is a messenger RNA of Cucurbita pepo subsp. pepo (vegetable marrow), 1813 nucleotides long. RefSeq names its product putative ETHYLENE INSENSITIVE 3-like 4 protein. The record is from RefSeq and is a predicted model, not a curated record. Gene Ontology annotation, molecular function: DNA binding; DNA-binding transcription factor activity. NCBI's taxonomy places the organism in Eukaryota, Viridiplantae, Streptophyta, Magnoliopsida, Cucurbitales, Cucurbitaceae. Gene Ontology annotation, cellular component: nucleus.
AUUACCCCAACAAUCUUUGCAUUAUAUAUAAUCAUUCUCAUACAAAUUGACCCAAUUCAUUGUAUCUGAAAGUAGAUUAAAACCCCCCCUUUUACGCAGACAGAUGAUGGUGGAGUUCCAUGGAGAAAUCCCAGAAGACUCUCACGAUGGAGACGAAGAACAGGAAGAGGAAAUUAGCUACGAUGAUCUUAAGAAACGAAUGUGGAAAGACAGACAGAGGUUGAAGAAGAUGAAGGAGAAUCGUGAUCAUGAAGAGUUUGAAUGGGCGGCCAGAGAAGAAGCUUCUCGCCGGAAGAAAAUGUCCAGAGCUCAAGAUUCGAUUCUCAAGUACAUGGAUAAGAUAAUGGAGUCUUGUAAGGCACAAGGGUUUGUUUAUGGGAUCGUGCCGGAAAAGGGUAAACCGAUCACCGGCUCUUCCGAGAGCCUCCGUGAGUGGUGGCAGGACAAGGUUCGGUUCGAACAGGAUGCUCCACUGAACAUCGCGAAUUUCCUUCCGAGAGUGAUCGAAGAAGCGGGGCUCGAUCCCAAAUCGUUUCUGCACCUACUCCAAGAAUUGCAGGACACGACUUUAGGGUCGAUUCUGUCGGCUCUGAUGCAGCACUGUAUUCCGCCGCAGAGGAAAUUCCCGUUGGACAAGGGUCUGGCGCCGCCGUGGUGGCCGACGGGGAAGGAGCUUUGGUGGGGCGAACAAGGCGUCGCCGGUGGGCAGGGCGUUCCACCAUAUAAAAAGCCUCAUGAUCUCAAGAAGUCCUGGAAAAUCAGUGUCCUUGCGGCGGUGAUUAAACACAUGUCUCUUGAUCUGGACAACAUGAGGAAAUUGGUUCGACAAUCGAAGAAUUUACAGGCGAAAAUGACGGCGAAAGAGACGAUUACUUGGACUAAAGUCGUGAAUCAAGAAGAAGCUCUCUUGCAAUUGACCAAAAACAGCCUCAAAAUAACAUCCGACGAAGAAGAUCAAGAACAACACGACCAAAACAGAGGACACGAAAACAGGGCAGAACAAGGCACCGGCGGGAUUAUUACGAAACGGAAGUGCGAAUUCGAACGAGAAGCCACAGCUAAUUCAGCGGUGUAUGCUUGCCAGAACGAAUGGUGCCCACAGAGCGAGGCGCCAAAGGGGUUCGCCGACAAGAACACGAGAACAGAGCACGAGACGCAGUGCGUUUACAGAGCCGACGGCAUGGGUCAAUUUUCUAACGAGCAGUCGAUCGACACGCAUUUGAUGAGCGUGGUGGAGUGGAUGAACUGGGAGCUGUCGAGGGCAGAGCCGAGCAGCAGCGAGUCGAGGAUCGACGACGGCGGAUAUGGGUCGGGUAGCAGCACAGUGGAUGGCAGUGGGUAUUGGAAGGGCAGCAUCGGAGAGGUAGGGGUGGAUGGGUCGGGUAGCAGCACGGUGGAGGAUUAUGGCAGUGGGUAUUGGAAGGGCGGGAUUGGAGAGGCAACGGUGGAUGGGUCGGGUAGCAGCACGGUGGAUGAUUAUGGGAGUGGGUUUUGGAAGGGCGGCAUCGGAGAGGCAGCAGUGGACGAGGCGUUUGAGAUGCAUAGAGAGAGUAUGGAUUUGAAUGCGAGUCCGGCGGACGAUUUGCAAUGCCAACAAGAUGCAACUUCGAUUUGGGAUUUGAGAUAUGAAUGGAGUGAAGAAUAAAAGAAUUAGGGUUGAAUUUUGACAGAUUUUGAGUGCCUGAAUAAUUGGGCUGUCUUUUUGUCUUGGUCUCAAUUCAGCCCUAUAAACAAGUCUUGAAUGCUUAUGCCUAAAAUUAUUUCAAUUAAUUUGUAGGAGUUCAUCAAAGAUUCAGAUAAUUUGUUUCCAGCA